GAAGGUGGAGGAAAGUUCAAGGGUGUUAGCAUGAAAAUCGAUAUGAGAACGUGUGGAAAUGUUGGAAAAUGUGGACCGGCAGUGUAGCAGGAAUCGAAUGGCAAACAACAUGCGGAUUGUUGCCAUCCGCCUGUGUCUGACGUCUUUGUGACGGCGGUCUGACAGAUAGGACGCCGCUCCAUCAAAAUCUCAGAGUGGUGGGACAGGAAGGAAGACGACAACAACUGGGACUAAAUAUAAUUGGGUGGAUAAGAUGCCUAUAGUACAUCAGACGAGAGUAUCUUUUCUGCAAUCUAUUGGAUUCUGAAUCGCAUUCAUUUACUUUUCUUUUUCGAACGGGGGGAUGAUGGCAGAGAUGUCUGACCAUCAGAGCACCGAGCCCUAUUGGAAGAUGGCACGCAGCGGCGUUGCGCUAUUGUUGAACAACAGACAGGAAGAGGCCAAAGCACUUUUCAGACAAUAUCCUGACAGUAACAUCAUGUACUCAGGAUAUGCCACCGUCAUGUUCAUCGACGCUCUGAUGAGCUAUGAGGAAGAUAGGCUGAACCUGGCCGUGGAGACGCUGAAGGAGACGGAGAAGAGAUGUUGCGGUUCGGGCUGGCUUCGGUAUAUCCGUGGGAAACCGCCCGACCUUAACUAUGCAGAAUACUUGGAGAAUCAGAUCAUCAAGGCGGACGCGGAACUUUACCUAGCUACUCUCACGUUCCUGCAGCAGGACAUAUCCGGUUACUUCAAGGGUGGUUGGAUAAUGCGCAAGUCUUGGAAGCACUACCAGCAGACAUAUAAUGAAAUUCUAGCCAUAUACAAACAGAAUAUUGGAGAUUUAGAUUUCGAUGGUGAUGCGAGUGACCAGCCAGAAGUGGGUGAGAACAGCGGCGAAUGUACUACAUCUUCGGACACCGAACAGGAAUUGGAUUUGGAUGAACAGAAAGUGGAAGCGGUAACGGAUGUGCCUGAUCCUGCAGUUGCUGUGACCCAGAACGGGUACAUUCCCAAAUCCUUAACCGUAAACUCUUUCACGCACUCCUCAACUUCCACCGCGCCAUCGUCAGCAUCGUCUGCAAUUCCGUUGAAAAAGUCUCGGUCGUUCAGCGGGACGUUGAACAGGUACACGCAGGGUCUGUUCAACGUCAUCGACGAGGGGCCGAAGGUCGUCGACAUCGACCGCGCAACGAUUAUACGAUUGAUGCGCGCCGUUUCCUUCGGUUACGGCCUCCUGCAGCUCGGCAUGUCGUUGUUACCGCCUUCUGUACUCAAGCUAACCAGCUUCCUGGGUUUCCAGGGUAACCAGAAGAGCGGUCUUGAGAAGCUCGUAUACGCUAGGAACGGGGAAGACAUGCGAUCCCCGAUGGCCACCCUAGCUUUGCUCUGGUAUCACACGAUAGUCCGUCCGUUCUUCGCACUGGAUGGAAACAAUGUACAAGCGGGUGUGCGGAUCGCCACUACUCUCAUUGCCGAAGCCAUGCAGGAAUACAGCGACUCUGCUAUCUUCCUCUUCUUCAAAGGCAGAAUCGAUAGGUUAAAGUCAGACAUUUCGUCGGCAAUUCAGUCGUUUAACGCGUCUAUUGCGAACUCGAAUCAUCGGGAAAUUCGCAUUUUAUCGCAACAUGAGGUCGGCUGGUGUUAUCUGAUACAGUUGGAGCACGAACACUCGCAGAAUACUUUCUUAUACUUGAAGCAGCAGAGUCGGUGGUCUCGAGGUUUCUACUCGUACAUUUGCUUAAUCUCAGCUGGUGCAAACGAAAGUCUACAGACAAUUUGCAGUUUCGAAGACCUAAAGGGCAUGUUCACAGUCUCCCCUAAGGGUUCACAACUAGACGAGUACUUGGGACGGCGUUAUAAAUGUUGUCCUAUCGAAGAGGAACUUUUCUAUGCUAAGAGUAGCCUCUUUUGGAAACUACUUGUUUAUGAGCUGCUCUACCUAUGGAACUCCUUGCCCAGCUGCAACGUAGACAGUCUAAAAACUGUAAUCAAUGAUUGCGAAUUAGCUAACGGUAACGAAGAAUACGUGCCGUUCUUAGGGUUGUCUGAAUUAAUUAGCGGUAGCGCCUUGUGCAUCCUGAAAGAGUACGAGAGAGGUAUAACCGCAUUCCGCAAGUGCCUAGAGAUGAGGUCCAACUGCAGUGUCCAGGGUUGCGACUCGCACAUAACCGCAUUUGCAUUGUACGAGUUGGGUCGGUUGUUAAUUCGUGAUCCGGAAACAAAGGAUGAAGGACGUCUUACGCUGCAGCAGAUAUCUAACUACAAGGACUACGAUUUCGAACAGCGGCUCUCCAUCCGAAUCCAUUCCAUCCUAAAGCAGUACGCGUAACUGGGCUCGCAGAUAUGAGGUACAAACUCCAAAGCCGAAUUAACUUGUUUUCUGUUUCUGUUUUGUUCCAUCGUCGUCUAGCCAAUAAACAUUGUUGCGUCCCCUCUCUACCAGAGAAUUACAAUAAGUAGAAGUUUUUUCAUACAGCUCGAGGUUUAACAAUACUAAUUAUAAUUGAUGUUCUACUUUAAAAUAAGCUAUUUAUUUUGUAAAAUAAAAUUUAUUAUAAUAUUAUUUAAAUUGGAAUAAUAGCAAAAGCAGCUGCCGCCUAUAUAUAGAUAUGUAUAUACACACACGGACAAUAUGUAUUUAAUAAGAAUAUACACGAAACGAACAAAAUGAAUCCUAUACCAAAUAUAAACACUAAUAUA
Messenger RNA from Nicrophorus vespilloides, 2682 nucleotides. RefSeq names its product tetratricopeptide repeat protein 39C-like. Gene Ontology annotation, biological process: cilium assembly. Bases 344 to 2311 code for a protein of 655 amino acids. The record is from RefSeq and is a predicted model, not a curated record. The transcript has 9 exons. Lineage: Eukaryota; Metazoa; Arthropoda; Insecta; Coleoptera; Silphidae.